AUGUCCAGUCGGGAUAAAGAAGAAGAGAGGAAAUUUCUCCUUCAAUGUAUUGCAGUUUAUAGAGAGUUGCCAGCUCUGUGGAAAGUGAAGACAGAUGACUACUCAAAUAGAGGAAAGAAAGACUUGGCAUAUGAGAAGCUGUUGGCUAAAUACAGAGAGCGUUUCGAGAACGCCACGAAGGAAGACGUAAAAAAGAAGUUCAACGCUCUUCGAACAAAUUUCAGAAAGGAGCUCAAGAAGGUGAACGAUUCCAACAAAUCUGGAGCAGGCACAGAAGAACUGUACGAGUCGACCCUCUGGUAUUACGAUGCGAUGUCCUUCCUCCAAGAUCAAGAGACGCCGGCCAUGUCGAGGAGCACACUCGGUGAUCAAAAUGUGAGUAAACAUGCGUUUAUUGUAAAUUACAAAUGA
Molecule: messenger RNA, 411 nt
Organism: Gigantopelta aegis
Lineage: Eukaryota; Metazoa; Mollusca; Gastropoda; Neomphalida; Peltospiridae
Exons: 1
Coding region: 1-411 (136 amino acids)
Source: RefSeq, a predicted model, not a curated record